This is a messenger RNA of Neoarthrinium moseri, 1533 nucleotides long. RefSeq lists its product as uncharacterized. The transcript has 2 exons. Gene Ontology annotation, molecular function: transmembrane transporter activity. The coding region runs from base 1 to 1533 and encodes 510 amino acids. Lineage: Eukaryota; Fungi; Ascomycota; Sordariomycetes; Amphisphaeriales; Apiosporaceae. The record is from RefSeq and is a predicted model, not a curated record. Gene Ontology annotation, biological process: transmembrane transport.
AUGGCCGACUCCAAAGCGGACCCCGGUGCCACUACCGCGCCCGCCGAGACUUACACCGAGCCCCACGCCUCGACCGCCGGGGAGCCCAUCCCGCGCCCCAAUGGCUGGAUGUACAAGGGCUUCCACAUCGGUAAGAGAGAGCUGUGGUAUGCCUCGCCCAAGGUCCAGCUGUUCAUGGUCGCCAUGGUGUGCUUCCUGUGCCCGGGAAUGUACAACGCGCUCAGCGGCCUGGGAGGCUCGGGUCUGAAGGACCGGACAGCCCAGACCAACGCCUCCGUCUCCUUGUACUCGGUCUUUGCCGUCGUCGGUUUCUUCUCCGGCACCUUCGCCAACAAGCUUGGCCUCCGGGUGACCUUGGGCUUGGGUGGUCUGGGCUAUUCUGUCUAUGCCGCUAGUAUUCUGUGCUACAAGCACACCGAGAACAUGGGCUUUGUCAUUUUCGCCGGCUGUUUCCUGGGUCUCUGUGCUGGUCUUCUGUGGACGGCCCAGGGUGCCAUCAUGAUGUCGUACCCUCCCGAACACUCCAAGGGCAGGUAUAUCAGUUGGUUCUGGAUCAUCUUUAACCUCGGUGCCGUCAUUGGCGCCCUGAUCCCGCUAGGCCAGAACAUUAACAACACCGGCGGCGACGCAACCGACGGCACUUUCGUCGGCUUCAUCGUGCUCAUGCUUAUCGGUGCUGUCCUCGCCCUCUUCCUCUGCAAUGCAGACAAGGUCCAGCGAGAGGACGGUUCGCGCAUCAUCCUGAUGAAGAGCCCGUCUUGGUCGUCCGAGUUCAUUGGUCUGUGGGAGACCAUGUACAAGGACCCUUGGGUCGUCAGCCUGUUCCCCAUGUUCUUCGCCUCCAACAUCUUCUACACAUACCAGCUGAACAUCUUCAACGGCGCCCACUUCAACGCCCGCGGUUCGUCGUUAAACAACCUGCUCUACUGGCUGACCCAGAUCUUCGGGGCUGUCAUCUUCGGUUAUGCCUUGGACUACUCCAAGGUGCGGCGCUCCAUGCGCGCCAAGAUCUCGCUGGUUGUCCUGUUCGCCCUGACCUUCAUCAUCUGGGGAGGCGGCUGGGCCUGGCAGGUCAAGCAGCUGCCCCGAGCCGGCACGGCUACCCUCUGGGACUGGGAGAGCGGUGGUGGCGAGGAGUUUGUUGGUCCCAUGUUCUUGUUCAUGUUCUACGGCUUUUACGAUGCUGCGUGGCAGACUUGCAUCUACUGGUACAUGGGUGCGCUCUCCAACUCAGGUCGCCGCCUGUCCAACUUGGCUGGAUUCUACAAGGGCAUCCAGAGUGCUGGAGCCGCCAUCUUUUGGCGGUUGGACAACAUCGGAGUCGAGUACAACACCGUCUUCGGAGCUACAUGGGGUGUUUGUGCCGGCGCUCUUCUGAUUGCCGGUCCUAUCAUUUUCCUCAGAAUCCCCGACACGGUUUCAAUUGAGGAGGAUCUCAAGUUCAGUGACGAGACGGUCGAGGACGUGGCGCCGCAAGCUGUACUGGAGGAGAAGAAGGCGGAUGCGCAUGGAAUUGCCAAGGAGGAGGUCUGA